GCAGCCUCCGAGUCAAGCUGAGUGGAGCGGAACGGAGCGGAGUGGAGCCUGGCCUAGCCCAAGCCAACUCGGCACCCAAGCUGUAGCUUGGUUUGGAGCCCAGAGCCAAGCCAAGUCGAGCCUGGCAGGGUCCGGCCUCCCAAAGCGGCAAAGCCUCCUGAACCAUGGGGACAUCAUCUGAGGAGGAGCAGGGGGCCCGAUACCCCCAAGCCUCAGAGGCCCAGUGGCCGGAGGUGGAGAAGGCGGAGCGUCUGGCCCGGGGGGCGGCGCUGAAGUGGGCCUCAGGUGUCUUCUACCAGCCAGAGCAACUAGCGGGACUGGCCCAGUACCGGAGCCGCGAGGCCCAGCGCACCCAGUCCCUGCAGGCCCGCAUCAAGUCUACCGUGCAGUCAUACCUGGAGGGGGUGCAGGGAGGCCUGGGCCACCUGAGGCAGGCCCUAGAGGAGGUCCGGGACAUCCGGGAGGCGCUGGCUGCAGCCCGAGGGGCCUUGGGGAGCGGGGCUGAGGUUUCCCGGGCACUGGAGCCGCUGCGGGACCUGGCGGAGGAGCACAAGCAACUGCAGGUCUCGGUCAUGCUGCUCCCCCAGCUCCUGGCAGUGCCAGCGGCGAUGACGCAGACUCAGGCUCUGAUCCGAGGACGGCGGCUGCUGGAGGCACAUGUGGAGUUGCUGGCGCUUGAGCGGCUGCAGGAAGAGGUGCUCAUCCCUCUGGGGGGUUCCCCCAAUCCCGUGCUGCCCCUGUUCGAGGAUCUGGCUGCCCUGGCCGAGGAGCUGGGCCAGGCGGUUGGGGCUGCGGCUGGGGCAGCCCGGCGCCUGGCCCGGGAAGACCCAGCCCUCCUGGUGGCAGCGGUGCGCGUGGCCGAGAGGGAGGAGCGGCGCGACGCCCAGCUGCAGCCCCCGCCUCCCGGGCGCCCCCGCGCCUGGCGCCAGCGCUGCUUGCAAGCUCUGCGGCAGGCGCUGGAGGAGGCCCACUUUGGGGCACCGCCCCCAGAACCCUCAGAGUUGCCUACCCACCUAGCCGGCCUGCAGGCAGCCCUCCCGGCCGAACUGGCUGCAGCGGAGGCGUUGCUUGCGCCCUGUGUGCCCGGCCACUACGGCGUCGUGGGGCUCUGUGCCCGCACUCUACACUACGGGCUCACCCAACACCUGCACCGCCUUCUUGAUCGCGGAGGGCUGGGCGCCCGUGGCACCUUCACCCUGCUGCACUGGGUCCUGAAAGUAUAUCCCGGCCCAGACAUGAUGGGUCACCCUGACCUCAGCCCUGAAGCUGGGGUCUCUGGCUUGGAGCCACUGCUCGCCCCCGAGGUCAUAGAGCAGCUGGAGAGGACAUACGUGGAGGAAGUCCAGGCCAGCGUGGCUGAGUGGCUGCAGAAGGCGCUGAAGGAGGAGGUGGCUGAGUGGUUCCGCCAGCAGGAGCCGGAGACAGACCCCGAGGGCUUUUACCUCUCCUCCCUGUCCAGCAUCGUGCUUCAGAUUCUGGAUGAAAAUAUCCGGGUGACUGCACUGGUGAGCCCCUCCCUGCAACUCCGAAUGCGUCAAAUGGCCCUGGAGGAGCUGAGGACUUUACUCCACAGCCUGGACAAGGCUCUGGGCCAGUUUGCCCAGGAGCAUCGCAAGGACAAGGCUCGGCCCUGCCAUUACGUGCCAUACUUACUGUCUGCUCUCAACAGCCACAAUGUCCUUAGUUCCUUCAUCUCUCUGCUGCAACCCGAGGAGGCAUCCUCUCCAGCCCCCAGCCUGAUUGCCACCGCUCUGACCAUGCUCCAGAGGAAGAUUUGUCGCCUGCUCCUGGAACAGCUACUGGAAGAGCUGCAGCCCCCAUUCACAGUACUGCUGUCUCACCAGUGGCUGACAGGUGCAGAGCCAGGGGCUGGGCUAUGCGAGCUGUUGGUCAAAUUCUGCAGUGGCUUCUCCCGCCUCAGGAGCCCCAUGGUCCAGCUACUGCUGGCAGAGUGCGAGCAGGCCGUGGUGCUGGAGUACCUGCAGGCCCUCAUGCAGGGACGGCUGAUGUGUCGUAGUGAAACCGAGCGGACCCAGGUGGCCGAGCGCCUGCUGCAAGAUGCAUCCCAGCUCCGAGAGCUCUUCCUUGACCUGGGCCUGGAGGAGGCCGAGCAGAGAGGGGCUGUGCUGAUCGCCCUGCAGGAGCUGCUGCGCCUCCGGGACCCGGCGCUGCUCAGUCUCGAAGUGUCCGGUUUCCAGCACAAGUUCCCGGACGUCAGCGAGGAGCACAUCUCGGUCCUGCUGACUCUCCGCGGGGACGUGUCACGGGAGCAACGGUCGGCCGUCCUGGAGACCAUGCAGGCCAACCCCCCGCCCGACGGCCACCGGCUGCUGUUCAGCCUCGUGCCCGUGUCCGCGCCCGCCCCCGCGCUCUCCUUCUGCCUCCCCACGGGACCUUGCGCCUGACCCGAACCCCUCUCCUCCGCCCGCCCCCGAUCGCGCGGGGCCCCCGAAAAUAAAGUCUUCGCAAGGCGCC
Ornithorhynchus anatinus (platypus) is the source of this 2475-nucleotide messenger RNA. It is a transcript of the gene EXOC3L1, whose product is annotated as exocyst complex component 3 like 1. Gene Ontology annotation, cellular component: exocyst. Lineage: Eukaryota; Metazoa; Chordata; Mammalia; Monotremata; Ornithorhynchidae. The record is from RefSeq and is a predicted model, not a curated record. The coding region runs from base 165 to 2405 and encodes 746 amino acids. Gene Ontology annotation, biological process: exocyst localization; exocytosis. The transcript has 13 exons. Gene Ontology annotation, molecular function: SNARE binding.